This is a messenger RNA of Paramormyrops kingsleyae, 5453 nucleotides long. RefSeq names its product axin-1-like. Gene Ontology annotation, cellular component: plasma membrane; beta-catenin destruction complex; nucleus. Gene Ontology annotation, molecular function: beta-catenin binding; ubiquitin protein ligase binding; protein kinase binding. NCBI's taxonomy places the organism in Eukaryota, Metazoa, Chordata, Actinopteri, Osteoglossiformes, Mormyridae. Gene Ontology annotation, biological process: cell development; positive regulation of proteasomal ubiquitin-dependent protein catabolic process; positive regulation of protein kinase activity. The record is from RefSeq and is a predicted model, not a curated record.
GGAGUAAUGGGUGCGAUGGCUGCCCCGGAUCGGCACGGUCGGCCACUGACCGGAGUUCCAUCCGCACCUCCUGGAGAUGAGUUUCAGUCCUGGUUGGAAGCGAACUUGUGGGAUGGCCUGAGAGUGGAAUGCAACAGCCAAAGGCGGAAGCACCAGAGGUCACCGUCCACGCCGCGAGAGGGCUGUCGUUUGAUGUUGCGCAUGCAGCGCAAACUUAAUCUGGUGUAGAAAAGGCAGGAGAGCAGAUUGUCUCUACGGCACGGAGCUGUCAAUGUCAGCGUCACUUCGCAGACGAGUAGGCAACGCGGCUGGCGAGAGAUGCAGUAUUACUGCUAAAGAUCCCAUUUGUCCUUUCCCCCUGUACCCUACCUGGAUUAAUAUAUGCUUCAGCUGUUUCGCUGCAUGUGGACAGAAGUUCGAAAGCAAUGCUCGUUGGUAUUUUUCCACCUCUCUUUCCCUGCUUUAUUACCGAUGCCUGGAUAGCUCCUUCGUAACACCCUGAUUAAACGUUUAACUGAAACGCAACAGGAGGAUUUUUGCAGCAGCGCGAGAGGACGUCCGCCUUUAAUCGUCGCCAAGUUUCGUCUGUGCCGGCGGGAUGAGCGUGAGCGUCGCCGAGAAGCGCUACCCGGUGGACCUGGGGGGCAACUUUACGGAGGAUGCUCCGAGACCCCCCGUCCCCGGGGAGGAGGGGGAGCUGGUGUCUGGCAAUGUGCGGCAGUAUAGCUACAGCUUCUGUGCCGCCAAGAGCGAGGCCUCGACGGCAACGCCGCGGCGGCCUGACCUGGACCUGGGCUAUGAGCCUGAGGGCAGCGCCUCCCCCACCCCGCCCUAUGUCAAGUGGGCCGAAUCCCUGCACUCGCUGCUGGACGACCAGGACGGCAUCCACCUUUUCAGGACGUUCCUCAAGCAGGAGGACUGCGCCGACCUCCUGGACUUCUGGUUCGCCUGCAGCGGCUUCCGGAAACUGGAGGCCGGAGAGUGUGGCGAUGAGAAGAAGCUGAAGCUGGCCAAGGCCAUCUACAGGAAGUACAUCCUGGACAACAAUGGCAUCGUGUCGAGGCAGAUCAAGCCUGCUACCAAGAGCUUCAUAAAAGAAUGCGUGAUGAAGCUGCACAUCGACCCCGCCAUGUUCGACCAGGCGCAGACUGAGAUUCAGACCAUGAUGGAAGACAACACGUACCCCGUCUUCCUGAAGUCCGACAUCUAUCUGGAAUACACCCGGACCGGUGGCGAGAGUCCCAAGUUGUACGGCGAUCAGUCGUCGUCUUUGGGGAAUGGCAAGGUUCCGCCCGGAUACUUACCGACCUUGAACGAAGACGAAGAAUGGCGGUACGGCCGCGAGCCGGAGGAGCAGCACGAGUGCCAGUCGACGCCCUCGAACCGGCUGACCGAGAAGCUGCUUAUGGAGACUGCAUCUCAAAGAGCCGUCACUGGCAGGAGAUACCAGGGCAACCAGGAGUACAGGCACGCCACGUGGAGGGGACCCAUCAACCCGUACUACAUGAACACGGGCUACGCCCGGGCCCCCGCCACCAGCGCCAACGACAGCGAGCAGCAGAGCAUGUCCAGCGACGCCGACACCAUCUCGCUGACCGACAGCAGCCUGGAUGGGAUUUCACCCUACAGGUACCGCAAGCCGAAUCGACGGGAGAUGCAGGAGAGCGCCAAAACCAAUGGGCGUGUGCCCCUACCUCACAUCCCUCGCACGCAGCGGAUGCCGAAGGACGUCCACGUCGACCCGGAUAAAUUUGCGGCAGAGCUGAUCAGCCGGCUGGAGUGUGUGCUGAGGGAGAGGGAGGCGCAGGAGAAGCUGGAGGAGCGUCUCCGGAGGGUGCGGCAGGAGGAGGAAGGUGAUGAGGCUGACAUCUCCACAGCGCCCUCUCUGGUCAGCCACAAGACUGCAGCAGGUUCCCAGCACUAUGGCACCCGGUACUGCGAGACCACGUACAACGUGGUCCAGCUACGAGAUGCCCACGAGGAGGAUCCCGAGUCCAUCCUGGACGAGCACGUGCAGCGUGUCAUGAAGACGCCAAGCUGCCAGUCGCCGGGCAACGGGCGCUACUCGCCCAAGACGCGCUCGCCGGACGGGCUCCCGGGACCCGGGAAGCACCCGGCCAAGUGCGGGCCGAAGCCGGAGCCGGCGGGGGUUUACCACCACAAGCACGCAUAUCACGGGCACCAUGGGGGCGGCGUGAAACCCAAAGACCACGGCGACCCCGAGGCCCCGCAGAGGAGCACCCUCUCCUGGAACCUGGAGCCACAUCACUACGCAGGCAGGCCGCGCUUCCCCGACAGCUCGGGGCCGGCCCCGGGACCCCUGGACCCUCUCGCACACAGUGGCAAGGGUGGUGCGCCGACGAAGAGGGCGUCAAAGAAGGCAGAACCAGGGGUGGGCUUGGAGGCCCUGAUGACCACAGACGACCUGGGGAGGAACCAGAAGAUCAUGCAGUGGAUGAUGGAGGGGGAGAAAGAGGCAGGCCGCCAGAAGAGGUCCCCCUAUGGGAGUAUCGCUGGGGCCAAGAAAGGUCAGGGCCAUGAUGCGUCGCGGGUGGGAUCAGUGGAGCGCCCUGGGGCCAUCUACCCCUGGGUCAGCACGCAGCUCUGGAACGGCGCCCAGCCUUCGCACCCCUUCAUCCAGGACCCAACCAUGCCCCCCAACCCGGCACCCAACCCCCUCACCCAGCUGGAGGAGGCUCGCCGGCGGCUUGAGGAGGAGAGGAAGAAGCAGGGUGCUGCACAGUUGAAGCCGAGGCACAAGGCGGCGAAGAAGCCAGCAUGCGAAAACAUCACGGUGGCUUAUUACUUCUGCGGGGAGCCCAUCCCGUACAGGACGUCGGUCAAGGGCCGGGUCGUCACCCUCGGCCAGUUCAAGGAGCUGCUCACUAAGAAGGGGCUGUACAGAUAUUAUUUUAAGAAAGUGAGCGACGAGUUUGACUGCGGCGUCGUAUUCGAGGAGGUACGUGAUGACGACGCCGUCCUGCCCAUCUUCGAGGAGAAGAUCAUCGGGAAGGUGGAGAAGAUCGACUGAGAGGCUUCAGUCGCUCAUGGAGACGGGGAGCCGGAAACGGCUCAGAGGGACGCAGGGAGGCGGGCAUGUGAAGGGAGAGCGGGGACGUCACUGACUCACUGCCGGCGCGUCUCCCACGUGAAGCACAGGAGCGAGAGGUGGCUUUUGCAACAUCUGAAAAACAUAAUCUCCCCGCCCCCUUCCUGGGGUCCCUCCUGGCCAAUCAGUGCUGAGAACACAAAUGGUGCUUUGACACAUAGAAGCUGCACAGUGGUGCAGGGUGGAAGACUGGAAGUUAAAAUAGGAUGCCGGAAACUUCCACUGGCAUUUGUCAGACUUUAACUGUAAUGUAGCAUUGUAAAGGUGUAUUAGACAAAAUGUACUAUGAAUCUGUACAAAAGCUGCAUAUUUUUGAUAUUGUGUCAUAGAAGGGAAAUAGCCUUUUUAAUGUAAUUAUUAUAAUGUAAUUUUGAUAUGCACAGGUACUAAAUUUACCAGAUAUGUAUAGUCAGUCUAAAAAGUUAUUCUGUAUUUAUAAAAUUAUUUUAUAAGAAAAAAAUUGCUUUAAACUCCAAGCAUUUAACGGACGAGAUACUGUUCCAUUUCCUGAUAACUGUUCUUGGCUGGGUCGCUUCUCUCGGGCAUUCAGACCCCUCGUGAUGUACCUGUUUGUUUUUCCCCAUCGUCGUUGUGCUUAACAUGAGGAAUCGGCUCGGAGUCGCCGGCUGCUCACUGCGGAUAACGGUGACACGCUUCUCCUGGAGUGGACUUCAGUCGUGAAGAUGGUUCCGGCUGUCAGAUCGAGUGAAGCCAGACUAUAUGUCACCUCUCCGGAGGCGGCGGCUGACAGACCCGCUACCUCGGGAUCGCCAUUAUAUCUGUUUACACGGCAGUCUGCUCGGUGCGUGUGUGCGUCUCUCUCUCUAAAACGGACGGAAAGCGUCAGCAAAAGUCAUGAAACCAUGGAUGACACAAACCUGUUCAAAUGAAACAAGUCCAGGCAAAAGAAAACUAAACUGUCAAAUAUGUUGCUUAGAGAAGUAUGGAAUGGAGAAAAUUAAUCCCAUUUUAAAAUACCCCUUGACAAUUAAGGGUGUACUUAACAAGACUUUUAAAGGGUAAUCUACAGAAGUUGGGUGGGUUAACAUGUCCUUUAGUAUGAUAGCAAUUGAAGCAAAAUCUAGCUUUUUUCCGCGUGUAAUAUAACAAGUUUCCAUGGGGUGGUUUACCUACAAUUCCCAGUAUGCAUUUCACCUUCGCCACUUGCCCCCGUCUCCUGGCAGCGCAGAUCCCAGAGAUUGGCGUGAAUAUCCUAUUAUGUUUGAUUUGGGAAAACGGAAGCACGAUAAGGUGGCUGAAAUUCACCUUCAGAUGAUUUUGUAGGAUUAUUGUCUUGGGGUGAAAUUGCCGUUUGCUAAUGCUUAAAAUGAUAGGUAUCUUUCUGUGAUGGAGCACUGAGAAAAAGACAUUUCUGAUUUUAUCACGUACAAGAUUCAGGUUUACAUUGUACUUUGGCAGACUUAAGGAAGAACUUAAACGUACAUCAUUCUCAACAUAUUGUGGCUGAAUCCAGGUGCCUGGUAGUAUUUUAGUCCUUAAAAUUUGUACCUUUAAUAUAAAUCUCUACUUUUUGCUGGAUCGUGGAAAUGCCAAAGAGCAUGAUAUACAAUAGAGAUUAAAUAUUUGUAUUCUUUUUUUAUUUUAAAGGUAUUUUACUACUUCAUACAGUAGUGGCUUCACAAUUGUGUGUGCGUGUGUGUUUUGUCUCUCAUUUUCAAGGUUAUGAAGUUGUGCAAAAUGUAAUGUGUAUUUAAUUCUGGAAAACAUGAACACGUUUUCCUAAAUUACGAAGGGGAAAAAUAGGCCUAAUGGAAAUGCUUAAAUCUGAACUGCUGGAUGUACCUACGUGCUAUAUUCUCACCAACAGCGUCCCGCCAAAUGUUAUUUUUGUAUUUAUUCUCGCACUCAUAUGCAGUACUUCGGGAUCUUAAAUAGUAUUAGGACGUGAACGGAAGCCGGUGUGUCCGUCCUGAAAUUGCAUUUGCUGUGUUUACCAGGAUCCUCUCUGAAAUAAAAUGGUAAAGCAUUUACUGUGGAACUCCCCUCUCCUCCCACAAAAUGAAAUCUCCUAGUUUUAAUAAGUUAGUAUAUUAUAUAAAUGUCUAUCACAGAGUGCCUUUUCGAUUUCGAUGCAUUCUCUUGUCUGUUUUCGAUUUCCCAAUGUCGAAGGUUUACUUCCAUCCAGGGACUAGUGUCGUCGUUUGGCAUUUCAUUAUGGUGACUCAGAGUUAGUAUGACUGUGUAAAUAUGUAUAUUUUCAUACGUGUCCUCGGCCAGCUGAACAUCAGAAUGUUUAAUGCCCUGAUCGUAUUCCAACGUGCUGAUUUGUACAGUUGUCUUUUAAAAGGUACUUGGACAAUAAAGGCGAUAAAAUAAAACACAU